This is a messenger RNA of Oryza brachyantha (malo sina), 2263 nucleotides long. RefSeq names its product transmembrane 9 superfamily member 9-like. The coding region runs from base 97 to 2037 and encodes 646 amino acids. The record is from RefSeq and is a predicted model, not a curated record. Gene Ontology annotation, cellular component: membrane. The transcript has 7 exons. Gene Ontology annotation, biological process: protein localization to membrane. Lineage: Eukaryota; Viridiplantae; Streptophyta; Magnoliopsida; Poales; Poaceae.
AGGGGUGGGAGGUUACUCGUCGUCCUGCUGGUUGCCAGUGUGGCUCGGUCCCUCCAUCGCCGCAGCCACCCAGAUCCGGAUCCCCACCACCGCUGGAUGCGCCCCCCGCCGGCGAUGCUUCGCGGCCGGGCCGCCGCGGCGCUCGCGCUGCUGCUCCUCGCCGCCGUCGCCGCCGCCCCUCCCGCCGCGGGGUUCUACCUCCCCGGCGUCGCGCCCAACGACUUCCAGAAGAAAGAUCCGCUUCAAGUGAAGGUGAACAAGUUAACAUCCACGAAAACACAACUACCCUACUCCUACUAUUCCCUUCCUUUCUGCAAGCCAGGAACAAUUGUUGACAGUGCAGAAAAUCUUGGAGAAGUUCUACGUGGUGACCGCAUUGAGAAUUCUCCUUAUGUGUUCGAGAUGAGAGAGCCCAAGAUGUGUCAGAUUGUCUGCAAAGCAUCCAUUGGCGAUAAACAAGCAAAGGAGCUAAAGGAAAAGAUAGAGGAUGAGUACCGGGUGAACAUGAUUCUUGACAACCUCCCGCUGGUUGUGCCUAUUGCAAGGCCGGAUAAGGACGCGGUUGUUUUUCAGGGUGGAUAUCAUGUUGGUGUUAAGGGCCAAUAUUCUGGUAGCAAGGAUGAGAAGUACUUUAUCCAUAAUCACUUGACAUUUUUAGUGAAAUAUCACAAGGAUGAAAAUUCAGAUCUUUCUAGAAUUGUUGGGUUCGAGGUCAAACCAUUUAGUGUUAAUCACCAAUUUGAAGAGAAAUGGAAUGAUGCAAACACUCGCUUGAGCACAUGUGAUCCCCAUGCCAACAAAAUAGUAAUAAACUCGGAUACUCCUCAAGAGGUUGAAACUGGAAAGGAAAUCAUAUUCACAUACGAUGUUGGCUUUGAGGAAAGUGAUAUCAAGUGGGCUUCUCGCUGGGACACCUAUCUGCUGAUGACAGAUGAUCAAAUUCACUGGUUCUCCAUUGUGAACUCGCUCAUGAUUGUGCUUUUCUUGUCUGGUAUGGUGGCCAUGAUUAUGCUCCGCACCCUAUAUAGAGAUAUUUCCAGGUACAAUCAACUUGAGACGGAAGAAGAAGCCCAAGAGGAAACUGGAUGGAAGCUUGUUCAUGGAGAUGUGUUCCGCCCACCAACUAACUCUGACUUGCUCUGUGUCUAUGUUGGCACCGGUGUUCAGUUCUUUGGUAUGCUGCUGGUCACCAUGAUUUUUGCUGUAUUGGGUUUCCUUUCUCCAUCAAACCGUGGAGGAUUGAUGACUGCGAUGCUGCUCAUUUGGGUCUUGAUGGGGUUGUUUGCUGGAUAUGCUUCUUCACGUCUCUAUAAGAUGUUCAAAGGAUCAGAAUGGAAGAGCAUCACCUUGAGGACUGCAUUCCUGUUUCCGGGGAUUGCUUUUGGUAUUUUCUUCGUCUUGAAUGCUCUUAUAUGGGGGGAGAAAUCAUCAGGGGCUGUUCCUUUCUCCACAAUGUUUGCCUUGGUCCUUCUUUGGUUCGGCAUCUCAGUUCCACUUGUCUUUGUUGGGAGCUACCUUGGUUUCAAGAAACCUGCCAUUGAGCCUCCAGUGAAAACGAACAAAAUCCCGAGACAGGUCCCAGAGCAGGCCUGGUACAUGAACCCUGCCUUCACCAUUCUUAUUGGUGGUAUUCUCCCGUUCGGAGCAGUUUUCAUCGAGCUCUUUUUCAUUCUCACUUCAAUCUGGCUUCACCAAUUCUACUACAUCUUUGGCUUCCUAUUCCUGGUGUUCAUCAUCCUCAUCAUCACUUGUGCGGAGAUCGCCAUCGUUCUCUGCUAUUUCCAACUUUGCAGUGAGGAUUACAUGUGGUGGUGGAGGUCCUAUCUUACCUCAGGAUCAUCUGCGAUCUAUCUCUUCCUGUAUGCUGGGUUCUACUUCUUCACCAAGCUGCAGAUUACAAAACUGGUGUCUGGCAUUCUGUACUUUGGAUACAUGCUUCUGGCCUCCUAUGCUUUCUUCGUGCUCACCGGCACAAUUGGGUUCUGUGCUUGCUUGUGGUUCACGAGAUUGAUUUACUCAUCUGUGAAGAUUGACUAGGAGCAGAGUUGGUUAUACAUCCUGCUUAAAAGUUCUGUAUGAUUAUUGUGAGACGGGGACCUGCAUCCACAUUGUAUUUUACCGAUUUUCGGGAAAUUUAUAUCUUAGUUGUUAGUUUAUAAACCACUUAUGUUCACUAUAAAUCAGAUGAUACAUCUUUGAUACGAAAUUAUAUAACGGCUAGUUACGAUUGUUAGUUUUGUAUGCUGCAUAUUUUUCUUAAAUU